Akanthomyces muscarius is the source of this 1446-nucleotide messenger RNA. RefSeq lists its product as uncharacterized. The transcript has 3 exons. The coding region runs from base 1 to 1446 and encodes 481 amino acids. Gene Ontology annotation, molecular function: glutamine synthetase activity. The record is from RefSeq and is a predicted model, not a curated record. Lineage: Eukaryota; Fungi; Ascomycota; Sordariomycetes; Hypocreales; Cordycipitaceae.
AUGACGACACCAAACCCCAAAGCGCUCACGGCGCAGGACCUGCCCAAGCUGCUCGAGGACGACAACCGCGUCAAGCUCGCCGGCCUCGACGUCGACGGCAUCCUCCGCGGCAAGGUCGUCUCCAAGAAAAAGUUCCUCUCCGUCGCCGAGUCCGGCUUCGGCUUCUGCUCCGUCAUCUUUGGCUGGGACAUGCACGACAAGACGUACAUGCGCGAGCUGGGCAUCUCAAACGCCGAGAACGGCUACCGCGACAUGCUCGCCAUUCCCGACCUCAGCACCUUUCGCAGGAUCCCCUGGGAGAGCAACAUCCCCUUCUUCCUCGUCAGCUUCUUCGACCCCGAAACCAAGAAGCCCGUGUGCGCCUGCCCGCGCGGCCUUCUGCAGACCCAGCUCGAUCGCAUACACAGCAAAGGUUACGGUGCAAUGGCCGGUGCCGAGUACGAGUUCUACACCUUCAAGACGCCCGACGAGUCCAAGUCCCCCGCCACCUUUCUGCAACAAAACCCCCACGACAAGCUGCCCUCCCUCACCGAGGGCAUGUUUGGCUACUCCCUGAACCGUCCCGUCCACAACAAGGACUACUACUACGAGGUCUUUGACAGCUGCGCCGACUUUGCCUGCGGCAUCGAGGGCUGGCACACCGAGUCCGGCCCGGGCGUCUUCGAGGCCGCGCUCGAGUUUGACGAGGCCGCCGAGAUGGCCGACCGCGCCAGCCUCUUCAAGUAUGUCGUCAAGAGCGUCGGCACGCAGCACGGCAUCAUCCCCUGCUUCAUGGCCAAGCCCAAGCAGGGCCUGCCCGGCAACAGCGGCCACGUGCACAUGUCGCUCGUCGACAAGGAGAGCGGCAAGAACCUCCUCGCGCGCGACACGCCCGACGAAAACGCCCAGUGGAAGGACAUUGCGCACCUCUCCGACCUCGGCCGGCACUUCCUCGCCGGCAUCCUCGUCGGCCUCCCCGACAUCAUGCCGCUCUUCGCCCCCACCAUCAACUCGUACAAGCGCCUGGUCGAGAACUUCUGGGCGCCCGUGACGGUCUCGUGGGGCUUCGAGCACCGCGCCGCCUCCAUCCGCAUCCUCUCGCCGCCGACGUCCAAGCCCGCCGCCACGCGCUUCGAGGUUCGCGUCCCCGGCGCCGACACCAACCCGCACUUUGUCAUGGCCGCCAUCCUCGGCUGCGGCUGGCGCGGCGUCGAGAAGAAGCUCGAGAUUCCCUGCCCGCCGCUCGCCAUGGGCCAGGACGUCGGCGGCGACGCCGACAUGGGCGAGCGCCUCGCCAAGAGCCUCAAGGAGGCCACCGAGCGCUUCAUGCGCAAGGACAGCAUCGCGCGCGAGGUCUUUGGCGACGACUUUGUCGACCACUUUGGCGGGACCCGCGAGAAUGAAGUUCGCUUGUUUGACGAAGCUGUAACGGACUGGGAGAUGAAGCGUUAUAUCGAAACAGUCUAA